Molecule: messenger RNA, 1041 nt
Organism: Onychostoma macrolepis
Lineage: Eukaryota; Metazoa; Chordata; Actinopteri; Cypriniformes; Cyprinidae
Exons: 4
Coding region: 307-1041 (244 amino acids)
Source: RefSeq, a predicted model, not a curated record
CACGACAGCAGUGCCUGGGGAAGCUGGUCCUGCCAUUUGGCCAGUAUCUCAAUGCCCCGUUUCACUGGCUUGUGGCAAACGAUGUGGGCUACAUGAAAUAUUGAUGCAUGUAAUUGCAGUUUGGUUGACAAGCACAGAGAAGAACUCUCUAACAAACCUGGAAAGGGGAAGAUCCAACAUCACUGGAUAAAAGACUACCUGGCAGAGUACGCAGAGAGCUUUCCACAAGUCUCAAUUGUCCUGGAGGCCAAUGUCCACCAAUGCAUUUAUGGACAGAAAGGGUUCGAGUACCAUACCUUUCAGGAGAUGUGGGAGCUCUACAACCAGUAUUCUGCCCAGAAGGACACGCCAGAGGAUUUUAGUAUGAUCCAAAAAGCGUACAGCUCUGUAAGCCAGUGGCUACACACGCCUGUGACCCAUAUUGCCAGCGUGCAGAUGAAAAGGUUUAGGAAGUACAUUUACGACAAGAAAGAUCAAAUGUCAAGGUCUUCCAUCAGUGAUCCCUCGUGGCUGGAUGACACUCACUUAUUAGAAGUGAUCAAAACAGAGUCCACAGCUUCCACAACAUCAUCCACAGUCACCUGCACGCCAGCGUCUUCAUCCAUGGCCAUCUACACGCCAGCAUCUUCAUCCACGACCAUUUACACCCCAGCAUCUUCAUCCACAGCCAUCUGCACGCCAACAUGCUCAUCCACGGCCAUCUACACCCCAGCAUCUUCAUCCACAGCCAUCUGCACGCCAGCAUCUUCAUCCACAACCAUUUACACCCCAACAUCUUCAUCCACAGCCAUCUGCACGCCAACAUCCUCAUCCAUGACCAUCUACACCCCAGUGUCUCCAUCCACAGCCAUCUACACGCCAGCGUCUUCAUCCAUGGCCAUCUACACGCCAGCGUCUUCAUCCAUGGCCAUCUACACGCCAGCAUCUUCAUCCACGGCCAUCUACACCCCAGUGUCUCCAUCCACAGCCAUCUGCACACCAACAUCCUCAUCCACGCAUCUUCAUCCACGGCCAUCUGCACACCAACAUCCUCAUCCAUGA